This is a messenger RNA of Tupaia belangeri chinensis (Chinese tree shrew), 2089 nucleotides long. RefSeq names its product regulator of G protein signaling 18 (gene RGS18). The transcript has 5 exons. The coding region runs from base 302 to 1006 and encodes 234 amino acids. NCBI's taxonomy places the organism in Eukaryota, Metazoa, Chordata, Mammalia, Scandentia, Tupaiidae. The record is from RefSeq and is a predicted model, not a curated record.
CGAAAGAGAAGUUGCACUGUGGUAACAGUAGGCUUUAUCUUGAAGACCAAGAGGCGUUUUGCAAAUGUGUAGUAUCAUUUCCUUAAACCACUCAGGACUGAGCUGUGCUUCAGUUCCUCAGUUCUACAUUUUUGCAGAGGUAGAAACACAAGGCUUGACUUUUUUUUUUUUUUUUUGUAAGUAUUACUGAAAGAGUCCAAAUAACCUUUCAUUGAACCGCUUGUUGAGAUGGAGUAACAUGAACAGAUGAACUAGAGAAAGAUGUGACAAACUAGACAGCCCUUCAUUUUAGAGAGCGAAGAUGGAAACAUUGUUUUUCUUCUCUCAAUUAAAUAUGUGUGAAUCAAAAGAAAAAACUUUUUUCAAGUUAAUACAUGGUUCAGGAAAAGAAGAAACAAGCAAAGAAGCCAAAACCAGAGCUAAGGAUAAAAGAAAUAGGUUAAGCCUUCUCGUGCAAAAACCUGAGUUUCAUGAAGACACCCACUGCAGCAGCUCUGCCUACGUGGCCGAAGAAAAAAGAGUCUCCCCUGAAGAAGCAGUGAAAUGGGGUGAAUCAUUUGACAAACUGCUUUCCCAUAAAGAUGGACUGGAGGCUUUUACCAGAUUUCUUAAAACUGAAUUCAGUGACGAAAACAUUGAAUUUUGGAAAGCCUGUGAAGAUUUCAAGAAAAACAAGGACCCUCAAAACAUGAUGCUGAAAGCAAAAGCAAUAUAUGAUACAUUUAUACAGAACGAUGCUCCACAGGAGGUGAACCUUGAUUUUCACACCAAAGAAGUCAUUACUAAGAGCAUCACCCAGCCCACCCUGCGGAGUUUCGACGCCGCACAAAGUCGAGUGUACCAGCUCAUGGAACAAGACAGUUACACACGUUUUCUGAAGUCUGACAUCUAUUUAGACUUGAUAGAAGGAAGACCUCAGAAGCCAUCAAAUCUUAGGAGACGAUCACGCUCUUUUACCUACAAUGAAUUCCAAGAUGUCAAAUCAGAUGUGGCAAUUUGGUUAUAAAGAAAAUUACUUCUGCUUCUUUGGAUGGUAACAUUGUCCAUCUGCUUCUAAGAUACAGUUUGUUUGUGCUAGGAAAUUAUUAAAUCUAAAAAAAAAAAUGCUACAGAAGGAUUCUUUAAGUGUAAAUCACAACUUUUACCCUAACAAAAUACACACUGGAUCUGCCAAGAUAUUCUGUAAAACUUUCCGCUUGACAUCAUUCCAUUCAUGGUCCAAAAGACUAUCUUUGUUAAUUAAAAGGCAGUAAAGAAGCGAUCACGAUGUUUCAUGUGAUUGUGAAAUUAGGUAAAGGUUAAGCUUUUGCACAAUUGUCAAGAGUUUGGUCAAAUACAUAGGUACUUUUUUUUUUUAACAGAAGUAAAUGGCGUGAUACUGAGAUAUUCCUGUGCUCAGACAGCCCAUUCCAUAAUGACCAAUUGCCCUUUCAGCCAAAGUGUAGAAAUGAUGCACUUCUUACAGUACGAGAAGAGGCAGACUUGUUCUUGGGUUAGGAGGCCAUCAGUGGUUUGAAUGAUGAGAGGAAAUUCUCUCUGAGGAUCAUUAAAUCUCACAUUUGAACUUUCAGAGUUGAGGUAGAGAUUAGAAAUGAGAGACUCAAGAAGAAGGAGCCUAGGGUCCGGGAGACUUGGGCACCUGCAAGCUGGCUUGUAUCUAGACAGUUUUCUCCUAUUGACUAGAUCCUUACUUGUUACUUUAUUAUUCCAGGAAGAUCAGACUAAUAUGUACAUAUGUCGCUAUUCUAGGGAAAUAUUUCAUCUUAAUAAGGCGUUACAUGUUCUGUAAAUAUCUGUAUUUAAAGAUGUCAUUUUGGUAAAUGUUAUCCUCUUGGUUAAAAUGUAUAAUAUGAAAACUUUAGAUUAUCUAUAGUAAUAAAUAUUUUUAAUUUGUUUAUUCAUAUAGUUAAGUUUAUCCCACUAGUUAAAGCUCACUACUUAUUGAUUAUACUUCUUAUCCUUCUUUUUAUCAAGUAAAAAAUCAAUGUAUUUUCUUAUUUUAGAAUAACAGGAUAAAAAUAUUAAUUGUGCUAUCAUGUCAUUAAUCUCAACGCUAAAUAAAUUCUUUAUAUUGUUGUGAAUAUAAAAA